AAAAAAAGGACUCGACUUCCUAACGGCGAAACACGGCACUUCGGAAGAAGAUACUAGUACCUUUGGCACUGUAUCGCAAGGCGCGGCAGGUACAGCGCUCCUUAGUUCGACUGAAGAGGCAGCUAGGGCGCAACAUACCUUCAAAUCGAACCAUGAUGUGAUAGAUGGGUUUUCGAGACCCGAGAGGAAAAUUAAAGUGAACGGUGUAGAUGAACGCGCUACAGCGCAAGACGAUCAAUCGUACCUUCAGAAGGACUCACUCUGUGCUGUCAGGAUGAGUGAAGACGAAGAAAGAGGAGGCCCAUGGCGAACUCGCUCAGGAGCGCGUGUUCGUCAAAGCCACCGCUCUCUUGGCGGGUCGAAAAGCUCUUCCAAGGUCAUUCUCCUCGACACCACCCUCUGUCAGCGCGGACGUACGUCUUCAUUCCAGGCUCAUGUCGACCUAUCCCUCCCUUCGAGUUUCCAGCGAAGCACCUAACGAAAGCUGGCGCCAGAUUCCUCGACUGGAUUCAUAUUUUCUGGAAAGACCAGCUGAGAACUGGCAUCCCGAAGACUUCGAACGCAACACGACCCAUACGGAUCUCAAUGUCUUUCUUCGCGACCUUGCACGCAUCUCCCGUUGUCGUCUCGCCUCAGUGUCAACCUAUGCGGGAGAUAUCUUGAGUUACCUUUCAACAACAGCUGGAGAGGAGCUCAAGAAGAAGGUACAAGAGAAGUUGGAGUUUCGCAAGAUGGCAUACUUGAAUCAGCUGUCCUACUCCAAACUCCAGGUGCAAUAUUCGACAGAGAGUUACCUGGAUGUUCUCAACGAGUCAAAGCGAAAGCGCUUCUUGGAUAGUGCAAACGGAUCAUUGUCAGCAUCCACGACCUCAACUCCGGUGCCCUUGAAGCGUGGACGCAUAAGCCGGAGGAAGACGACCUUGGUCGCUGUACCUGCCUCCGUGCCCAUGGCGCCCGAUACUGUCCCCACCUUUGAUCCGUCUGCAUCCAGUUCGUCACGACCACGAAUAGAUUGCCCGUGGCAUGAUCUUGUGCAAGCUGCUCUCUCUCUGUAUGAAGGAGUGAACGUUGAGCUCCCGUCUGAACAAAGUGGAGCCGCAGAACAGGAUCCUGAAAAAAGGACGCUCUACAAGCUGGCUCUAGGACACCUCCAGAAUGCACAGGCAGAGAUGCAGCAGCCCAAGUUCGACAGAACAAGCUGUAUUGACUUUAAGGAUGCCUUUAUAGCGCUCUCGGGAGUCUGGAACGUGUUUUCAAAGGAGGCGAACAUGGCUUUCCAAAGUGCUGAUCGUCAAGAGGUUGAAGAACUAUGCAAAAUGGGCGAGCUCGAGCACAAAGACGCGGAUGUCACGGAGAUCUUGAACACAUUGGCAGACAAGUCUCGAAAGGCCCCUCUCACAGACGUCGUGGACGAGCUCUGCACCCUCCUAUCGACUAAGCCAGAGCGUCGUCCGCUUCUAAUGGUUCUUCUCGCAAUUCUUCGGCACGUAAUUCGCCCUCAUCAUGGCAGCAUAGCGCCCUCGGAAGCAGAUUCGUUGUAUCUGUGGGCAAGGAUCUUUGACGAUGGUAUGCCGCUGAACACCCCUUUUUCCUUUCAUCUCGGCGAGCAGGGCUGUGCAGCGACUGCGUUGUCGAAGUCGCAGCUCGCUAAGGUCUUCGACACUGGAUUCACGGCCCGAAAGUGCGACUGUCUGUUCACUGUGAAGGGGCUUGAGGUGGGCAACGUCGAGGCAAAGCGUAUCUCAGCACCCAAGCUUGAGGUGGCGUUUCAAUUACGCAAAAACAUCAAAAUUAAUAAGUCCAUCCUACUUCAGCUGGAGAAGUAUGGAGUUGAGUGCCCCCCUCUUUUGUCACUUCAUGGCAAUACCGCCGUUGUCUUUCGUGUCCGUCGAUGGAAACGUAUCUUCGUGGCAUCAAAGGCAUGUCCCACCUUGGUCUUGCCCACGACAGGUGAUGAAUGGCCUUUGUUUUUGAGCCGGCAUGCACAUGUGCUCAGUAAUCUUCUGGAGCAUUAUCAUACUUUCUCGAGGAGUUGUGCGGAGAGCUACAGCCUUGUCCAGUACGAAGAGCAAGCGGCAGCGGAGGAUGAGCUCGUGUCUCUUACGCGUGAAGAACAGGCCACGCUCUUGGAGUGGGAACACGUCGUCCUCCACACGCCCACGAAGCCCAAGCUGACCAAGAAGAUAUCAUACAAGGCGCCUGACACCGCGCUGUUCUGGAGGAGAAUCGAGGAGGCCGCCAAAGAUCGCGAGGAUGAGGACGGUCGAGCGAGCAAGUAAAGCUUCAUGGAUGUUGAAUGCCGUCCUCACCUAUUCAGGACUCAGUGUUAUUGGGUUUUCGUUCUGUGCGUCCUUUGUUUGAUUGAGCUUCCGCAUUCAGAGUCUUCAUUCGUCAACAAGGUCAGAGGAAUCGAAGACCACAGAGAUAAAGAGCAAGAAAGGACUUGACUUUCUGAGAGCAUGUGCAGUUUAUGAGGAACAGACACUCGUACCGUUAGCAUAGUAUUGCAGGUAUGGCGGAUACAGCGGUUCUCAGCUCAAAUAAAACAGCUAAAGCACAACUGCCUUCAAUUUGAACAAUGACGUGGAAGGUUGGUUACUUUGGCUCAA
This is a messenger RNA of Gamsiella multidivaricata, 2609 nucleotides long. RefSeq lists its product as uncharacterized. Bases 435 to 2279 code for a protein of 614 amino acids. NCBI's taxonomy places the organism in Eukaryota, Fungi, Mortierellomycota, Mortierellomycetes, Mortierellales, Mortierellaceae. The transcript has 8 exons. The record is from RefSeq and is a predicted model, not a curated record.